Lachancea meyersii CBS 8951 is the source of this 1605-nucleotide messenger RNA. The record is from the annotation of a GenBank genome assembly. Lineage: Eukaryota; Fungi; Ascomycota; Saccharomycetes; Saccharomycetales; Saccharomycetaceae.
AUGCUUCUCUCUAAAGAUGAGAUCGCCUCCUGCGCAAAACGCGUUGCCGCUUCCACCGAUAGAAGACAUUAUAACAAUAUUGUAAAGCUGGUGUCUCAGUACCCAGAUCUCUCGCAGGUCGAAGAGUCCGCAUUUGAGAAUGAUGAGCCCACUCUCCGGUUCCUAACGAUGGCCCUCCUGCCGGUUUUUCGUAAGCUCUUCUCCAGAGGUCAAUUAAACCCAGCUAAAGCUGCAUCGGCAAAUGAAAAACAAUUCUCACAAUGGUGCCGUAAACUAUACAACUCCUACAAGUCGAAACUUCUGCAUUGCAUAUCAUGCAUACCGUUCGAGUCGUCGUUGGCCCUAGACUGUCUCGAUGCAUACAUGCAGCUGUUGGAACAAGAAGCUAUCCAUUUUGCUUCUCACGACGACGCUCCUUUUUUCCCCAACAAGACACUCAAAGCACUUAUUCUCGCCAUCUUCAAGUCUAACGUCUCAAGCAGUGUUGAUGCAGCAGAUGGACAAUCCAAGAACCCGGUAGUGCUCGAAUUUACACAGAGCUAUUACAAGAAACACGUGGAUAUUCAAUAUUACUUUCAAGCCGAGAUGACCGCUUUAACGCAGGAAGAUGAGUCGAUCAAAACGCUUGAUCAUAUGCAGCUUAUGGCCAAAUGGCUUUCCAUUAUGAACCACGACAAUCACUACUCCAGCGAAGACGCCGACUUGGAAAUCUUCGUGCCACAACCACCUCAAGCCAUGGAAAAUGAGAGCCAGUUCAAAUCGAAUUUGGAGAAAAACUGGCUAUUCUUCCUCAACCUCAGCGGCCUUCCUACAACCCAUUAUAAGACCACUCUUCUGAUUUUGCACAGGAGAAUAAUACCGCAUUUCAACACCCCAACAAAGCUCAUGGACUUUUUGACCGAUUCCUACGAUCUUGGCGAUCAUGUUGUGUCGUUAUUAGCAUUAAAUGGUUUGUUCGAACUUAUGAGGAGGUACAAUCUAGAGUAUGCCCACUUUUACUCAAAGCUGUACCAGCUGGUGACACCCAGUCUCAUGCAUGUGAAACACAGAUCACGGUUUUUGAGAUUGGCGGAACUCUUUUUGUCGUCCACACAUGUUUCGGCCAACUUGGUAGCAUCCUUCAUCAAAAGGCUUGCACGAUUGACUUUGGACUCCCCCCCUGCUGCCAUUGUAUCUGUGUUGCCAUUCAUUUACAACUUGCUAAAGAAGCACCCUACAUGUAUGAUAAUGCUUCACGACCCAGACUACAUUUCUGAUCCGUUCGCAGACGCAGAUAAAAUUGCCCUGGUGAAGGAGCGCAGAAGACAGUAUACUGACCCAUAUAAGAUGGAGGAGUCGAACCCGGAGAUAACAAAUGCGAUUGAGAGUUCACUUUGGGAACUAGAUUCGCUCACGAAUCAUUAUCAUCCAAAUGUCGCUACUCUAGCCAAAAUCUUCUCCCAGCCCUUCAGGAAGCACAAUUACAACAUGGAGGACUUUUUGGACUGGUCUUAUGACUCGCUAUUGCAGGCAGAAGUCACUCGUAAGCUCAAGGUCUCGCCAGCGCUAGAAUUCGAAGAAUACGGGGCAGCUUUUGGUGAAUACAUAAAAUGUGUAGAGUGGUGA